Messenger RNA from Closterium sp. Naga37s-1, 2037 nucleotides. The record is from the annotation of a GenBank genome assembly. NCBI's taxonomy places the organism in Eukaryota, Viridiplantae, Streptophyta, Zygnematophyceae, Desmidiales, Closteriaceae.
AUGCCACAAGGCGCAUCGUGCAAUCACGUGGGGCAACCCGAUGUGCAGUGGCUGACGUGGCAAGAAGAGAGGAUGAGCGGAGCAACGAUCAGCUGGGCGGAGAUCUGCCUCAGCGGCCCUCAGUUCUUUCACUCCCCCUUCCAUGCGCAGGCGGCCGAUCAGUCAGCGCAGCUGGCGGCGGAUCUGGCGGGCAACGGGUGGCGCAGCACGCGGCGCACGAAGCUGGUGUGCACCAUCGGGCCGGCGUGCUGCGGCUUCGAGCAGAUCGCGGCGCUGGCGGAGGGCGGCAUGAACGUCGCGCGCAUCAACAUGUGCCACGGCACGCACGCGUGGCACCGGCAGGUGAUGGCGGACAUCCGGCGGCUGAACGAGGAGCGCGGGUACAGCGUGGCGGUGAUGAUGGACACGGAGGGCAGCGAGAUCCACAUGAGCGACCUCCAGGGCGCGCCCUCCGCUAAAGUCGCGGAGGACGACGUGUGGACGUUCACGGUGCGCAAGUUCCCCGACGGCAUGGCGCUGCCGCCCAACACCGUGCACGUCAACUACGACGGCUUCAUUGACGACGUGAGGGAGGGCGACGAGUUGGUGGUGGAUGGGGGCAUGGCGCGGCUGCAGGUGGCGGCGCGCAUGGGGCCCGACGUGGUGUGCAGUGUGCUGGACCCGGGGCUGCUGCUGCCACGCGCCAACCUCACCAUCUUCCGCAACGGCCAGCUCGUGCGCGCCACCAACGCCAUGCUGCCCACCAUCUCCUCCAAGGACUGGAUAGACAUAGACUUUGGAAUAGCGGAGGGGGUGGACUUCAUAGCCAUCUCCUUCGUGCGCUCGCCUGAGGUCGUCACUCACCUCCGCAGCUACGUCAACGCGCGCUCGCCCUCCCGCCCCAUAGCGCUGAUAGCCAAGAUAGAGAGUGUGGAGGCGGUGGGGCGGCUGGAGGAGAUCAUAGCGGCGUCGGACGGGGCGAUGGUGGCGAGGGGCGACCUGGGCGCGCAGGUGCCGCUGGAGGAGGUGCCGGGCGUGCAGCAGGACAUGGUGGACAUCUGCCGCGCCCUCAACAAGCCCGUCAUUGUGGCGUCGCACCUCCUCGAGUCCAUGAUCGAGUUCCCCAUCCCCACCCGCGCUGAGGUGGCGGACACAGCGGAGGCGGUGCACCAGCAGGCGGAUGCGCUGAUGCUGUCGGGGGAGUCGGCCAUGGGGCAGUUCCCCCUCAAGGCGCUCGAUGUGCUGCGCACCGUGGCAGUGCGGUUUGAAGCCAUCGAGGAGGGGCAGGGGGGUUACGGAGAGGGCCCGGGUGCGGCGGCCAUGGACGGGCACACAGCGGUGGAGCGCGUGGCUCUGCUGCCGGAGCUGUCGCACUCGCUGCGGGAUCGCAUGUCCGAACAGAUCUGCGCCGCUGCCGCCCAGAUGGCCAUGCGUCUGGGGGCAAAAGCUAUUAUCGCCUUCACCCAAAGGGGCUACAUGGCGUCAUUGCUCUCGCGCUGCCGCCCCAACUGCCCCAUCUUUGCCGUCACUCCCUCCCAGGCGGUGAGGCAGCACAUGAGUGUGUAUUGGGGCCUCGUGCCAUUCCGCCUCGACCUCUCAGAUGAUGCCGAGGACAACAUGCGGCGAGCCUUCGCCGUGCUCAAGGCGAGAGGGCUGGUGGCAGAGGGCGAUCUCAUCAUCGCCGUGUCUGAUGUGGCGGGCGGGCAGGAGGCCGUGGGGGCCAGGCAAAGCGUGCAGGUCCGCAAGUUGGGCGUCUCUUUUUAUGUGCUCAGUUGGGCGUCUCUUUUUAUGUGCUCAGGUGGGCGUCUCUUUUUAUGUGCUCAGGUGGGCGUCUCUUUUUAUGUGCUCAGGUGGGCGUCUCUUUUUAUGUGCUCAGGUGGGCGUCUCUUUUUAUGUGCUCAGGUGGGCGUCUCUUUUUAUGCGCUCAGUUGCAUGCUGCAUGCUGCAUGCGGCAUGCUGCAGCAGGGAGGGCAGGGGGGAAGCCAGCCGGUACUGCAAGCAGCCGUCACACGCUCCUCUCCACCACAGGCUGCCGUCGGCUCUAGGCUGACGGCCUAG